Molecule: messenger RNA, 3033 nt
Organism: Prionailurus viverrinus (fishing cat)
Lineage: Eukaryota; Metazoa; Chordata; Mammalia; Carnivora; Felidae
Product: kinesin-like protein KIF19
Exons: 20
Coding region: 1-3033 (1010 amino acids)
Biological process (GO): microtubule-based movement
Molecular function (GO): microtubule binding; ATP binding; microtubule motor activity
Source: RefSeq, a predicted model, not a curated record
AUGGUGUCCUGCCCUCAGGUGGCGCUUCGGAUCCGCCCGCUCAGUGACACAGAACUGGAGGAAGGGGCCACCGUCAUCGCCCACAAAGUGGGAGAUCAGAUGGCGGUGCUCAUGGACCCCGACGAGGACCCUGAGGACACACUGCGGGCACACCGGUCACGGGAGAAGACUUUCAUUUUCGACACCGUUUUUGACCAGCAUGCCUCACAGGAAGAUGUGUACCGUGCCACCACCCAGCACCUAGUGGAAGGCAUCGUUUCUGGAUACAAUGCAACGGUGUUUGCCUAUGGCCCCUCAGGCGCAGGGAAGACGUACACCAUGCUGGGCAUGGACGCGGAGCCCGGCGUCUACCUGCGGACCCUCAGUGACCUGUUCCGGGCCAUCGAGAUGCGCGGCAGCACGGACUGGGGUGUGUCGAUGUCUUACCUGGAGAUUUACAACGAAGUGAUUCGGGACCUCCUGAACCCGUCCUCGGGGUUUCUGGACCUGAGGGAAGAUUCUCGGGGCAGCAUCCAGAUCGCAGGCCUCACGGAAGUCUCUACCUCUAACGCACAGGAGAUCAUGCACCUUCUCACCAAAGGCAACCGGCAGCGCACGCAGGAGCCCACGGCCGCCAACAAGACGUCGUCUCGCUCCCACGCGGUGCUGCAGGUCACCGUGCGCCAGCGGAGCCGCGGCUCGGACUUGGCGGAGGGAGUGCGCGUCGGGAAGCUCUUCAUGGUGGACCUGGCGGGCUCCGAGCGGGCGUCGCAGGCCCAAAACCGCGGCAAGAGGAGGAAGGAAGGCGCCCACAUCAACCGCUCCCUGCUGGCGCUGGGCAACUGCAUCAACGCGCUCAGCGAGAAAGGCGGCAGCCGGGCGCAGUACGUGAACUUCCGGGACAGCAAGCUCACGCGCCUGCUGAAGGACGCCCUGGGAGGGAACAGCCGGACCGUGAUGAUCGCGCACAUCAGCCCGGCCAGCACGCACUUCGAGGAGUCUCGGACCACCCUGCUGUAUGCCUACAGGGCAAAGAACAUCAAGACGAGGGUGAAGCGCAACCUACUGAACGUGUCCUACCACAUCGCACAGUACACGGACGUCAUCUCCAACCUGCGCAGGGAGAUCGAGCACCUCAAGUCCAAAAUUGAGAAGCAGGAGGAGGAGAAGAGAGGAGAACCCGGGGUCCAGGACGCACAAGGAAAGGGGGAUGUCAAACAUCUAUCACAAAAUGUUCAUCAAUUAUCGACAUGCAGAGGACUCUGCCGGCAGAUGAACAAGAUCCGGGCGCAGCUCGUUGGGGCCUUCAAGGAGCAGUUGGAGAUGCGGCGCAGCCUGGUGGAACUGGAGAACACCAACAUAGAGCUGCACGUUGACAUGUCCCGCCACCUGCUGACCAUUGCAGACCCCGCUCCUCCCUUCCUUCGGUUCCCCACGGUGCCCGUGGCAGUUCAGACCCAGCCUGGUGCCCUGUUGUGCACCUUUGAGGUUUUGCCCUGCGAGGGGGCCAUCGCAGCUAGCCCUCAGAGCCCCAACUGGGAGCGGGAGAAGGCCCAGCACCUCGUGCACAGGGACAGGACGCCGGAGGGGGACGAGGAGCCGGCAGAGGCGGACGGGGACGAGGGCGAGUCCGUGGAGCCGCCUGAGGUGGCCGUGGCCAGAGAGGAGGUCAACACGCUUCUGGCUGAGCAGAGGAAAGCUGCGACCCUCAAGGCGGGGCUGGAGCAGCGUCUGGCCCGUGCCAAGGAGAAGGCCUCGCAGCUGGAGCAGCUGCUGCCCGCGCAGGCCAGCAGCGAGGACCAGCGGGAGGUGUUGCGGCUGCUGUGCUGGGCCCACGAGCUGGAGGCCGAGAACACGGAGCUGCGGGCCGACGGCCUGCGCAGGAGGAGUCUGCUGUGGCAGAAGGACUUCGUGAUCCAGCGUUACCACCAGCACCGGCUGCUCUGUGAGCAGCUCCUCCGGGACCAGCGGCAGCUGAUCGAGGGUGGCGGCCUCGCGGUGCCCGAGUCCCUGGACGAGCGGUACUGUCUGAUCCUUCGGGAGCUGGGUGCGGGCUCGCUGAACCGGCUGCUGCUGCUGCACUCGGUCAUGUCGAGCUCCCUGCGGGAGGAGGCUAGCUGGGACUGGCCAGACGACAGGAAGGACCUCCCGUGGGGUGCCCAGUUUGAACUGCCGCUGAUGCUGCUGGAGGAGCACAGCGGUGGCUACACGUCGUCGCAAGCCACGCCAUCGAAAACGCUGGGAAAGCAGGAUUCCCUUCUCCCUCUGCCAUCCCUCCGCAUCCUGCUAACGCCUCCGGCUCAUGAGUCAGGCCCCCUGAGCGUGAAGAAUUUGGUCUCCAAGCUGGGCGCCCCCGCUGGCCUGGACUUGGGUGCCUCGCGGAUGGCAGCGGAGGCCGGCGGCCCGGCCCUGAGCGCUCAGACCCUCAAGGAGAUGGCCAUGAGCACCAAGAGCAUCGCUCUCAUCGCGGCCACCCGGCGCUCCAAGGCGCAGGACCGCGAGGGUGGCAGCGGCCACUCCUCCCUCCACCUUCCAGAGGACAUGGCCCUGGACUCCAGGGACCCGAGCCCAGCAGACAGGAGGUGGCCCCACGCCAGCCCAGGCCGGGACCGUUCUGCAGAGAAGGCCAGGGGGAAGCUGUCACCCUCCCUCACCUGGAGUGUGCAGACGGUGACGGAGAACCCUCAACCCCCCUCCGUGGAGCACGUGACCAAGAGCCAGCCACCGCCUGCACCCCUGCCGCUUACAAAGUCGUCCGGAAAGAGCUUCCUCCCUGCCGUCUCCACGGCCUCCAAGAUAAAGCCCAGCCCCAGUCUCCACGCAGAUGAGAAGGUGCUGCGGAUGCCUGAGGUCACCUUCACCCUCCCCAGCGCCACGUGGCAGAGCAGCCCGGGCCCCCGCAGGACCCCGCUCGCGCCCCGGGACAUCCGAGGUCAGUGCCUGCCCCGCCCCCACCUGCGGAUCGCCCUGUCCCUGCGCACGCGCACCCUGUGGCCACUCGCCACGGGCCCCUGCCACACGCUCAGCAGCCACGCUUGCCCGGUGGCUACUUAG